UCCCUUCUUCACUCUCCCUCGGCAACUUCGAAUCCUCCGCCCCGUCGUCUCCAAAACCCAACACCCACACGCCCUCAACGCCUCCUCCUCCGCCUCCCUCCCCUCAACCCUCAACUUGACCCCGCCUAGCAACUGCCACCCUGUACACCACCAGCGUCGCCCCCCACGCGCUCACCUCGCCGCCAUGUACUCCACGGCUAUCUCGCUCUCCGCCGCCGCCACCGCCGCCGCGGCGGUCGGCGGCGCCCGGCCAGGCGCGAUCCGGCCGGCGGAGCUCCGCUUCUGCGGCCUCCGCCGCGAGGCCCUCGGGCUCCGCUCGCUGCGGGCCCCGCCGCGAGCGGCCGCCACGCCGCGGAAGGCGGCGGCGGCUACUGGGAAUGGUGCGGCCGGGAGCGGCGGGUUCGACUACGACCUCGUGAUCAUUGGGGCGGGCGUCGGCGGGCACGGCGCAGCUCUCCACGCCGUCGAGAAGGGUCUGAAAACUGCCAUAAUUGAGGGGGAUGUUGUAGGUGGGACUUGUGUGAACAGAGGUUGUGUUCCGUCGAAGGCACUUCUUGCUGUCAGCGGUCGGAUGAGGGAACUUCAAGAUGAACACCACAUGAAAUCGUUGGGUCUACAGGUUUCAACAGCUGGAUAUGAUAGGCAGGCUGUUGCAGAUCAUGCAAAUAAUCUGGCCUCUAAAAUUCGUAGCAACUUGACUAAUUCGAUGAAAGCUUUGGGUGUGGAUAUAUUGACUGGUUUUGGCACCAUUGUGGGAAAACAAAAAGUGAGAUAUGGAAAAGUUGGUUUUCCUGACAAUGAAAUCACUGCCAGAAAUAUCAUUAUUGCAACGGGGUCUGUUCCUUUUGUCCCCAAUGGCAUCGAAAUAGAUGGUAAAACCGUAUUUACUAGUGAUCAUGCACUAAAACUUGAGUCAGUUCCUGACUGGAUUGCUAUCGUGGGAAGCGGUUACAUUGGACUGGAAUUCAGUGAUGUAUACACGGCUCUGGGAAGUGAGGUUACUUUUGUUGAAGCACUUGAUCAGUUGAUGCCUGGUUUUGAUCCUGAGAUUGCAAAAUUGGCCCAAAGGAUUCUUAUCAAUCCUCGUAAAAUUGACUAUCAUACUGGGGUCUUUGCGAGCAAGAUUACCCCAGCAAAGGAUGGUAAACCCGUGUUGAUUGAGUUAAUUGAUGCUAAGACAAAGGAACACAAGGAAACACUUGAGGUGGAUGCAGCUCUCAUAGCUACCGGAAGGGCACCGUUCACCAAAGGGCUUGGCUUGGAAAAUGUCAACGUUGUUACACAACGCGGUUUUGUUCCUGUUGAUGAGCGGAUGCAAGUUAUGGACGCAGAUGGCAAUGCGGUUCCAAAUUUGUAUUGUAUUGGAGAUGCCAAUGGCAAACUCAUGCUGGCUCAUGCUGCCAGUGCACAAGGAAUCUCAGUUGUUGAGCGAAUCUCUGGGAAAGACAACAUCCUAAAUCAUCUAAGCAUCCCGGCUGCCUGUUUCACUCAUCCGGAGAUUAGUAUGGUUGGGCUAACAGAGCCACAAGCGAGAGAAAAGGCUGAUAAGGAAGGAUUUGAGAUAAGUGUUGUUAAGACCAGCUUCAAGGCAAACACGAAGGCUCUGGCUGAGAAUGAAGGAGAUGGACUUGCUAAGAUGAUUUACCGGCCUGACACUGGAGAAAUUCUUGGAGUUCACAUAUUAGGUUUGCAUGCUGCUGACCUCAUCCACGAGGCAUCAAACGCCAUUGCCCUCGGAACUCGUGUACAAGACAUCAAGUUUGCUGUUCAUGCACACCCAACUUUGUCUGAGGUUCUGGAUGAGCUCUUCAAAGCUGCCAAGGUUAAUGCAGGUGUUCCUCAUUCCGUAAAUGAGCCCGUCGCAGCCUAGAGAGGAACAUCAUCUGGGAUAGCCCCCCUCUUGGAUGUCCUUGAUUCCUAGUUACUGGCAAGUGUAAUUCGGUAAUUCCUGAUGAGAUCCACCAGUUAGUGCUGAGAUAUCUAAUUACUGCGGAAAAAGAGAGGAACUACUGAUGAGAUCCACCAGUUAGUGCUGAGAUAUCUAGUUACCGCGGAAAAGAGAGGAACUACUGCGUCGUUCUAUGUAUGAUGUAUCACAUAUACAUAACAGUUUUGCAGCUUAUGUAGAGUUCAUCCGUACAGUGCUUUCACAUGUCGUCGUCUUUUCCCCUGUCUAA
Molecule: messenger RNA, 2177 nt
Organism: Oryza sativa Japonica Group (Japanese rice)
Lineage: Eukaryota; Viridiplantae; Streptophyta; Magnoliopsida; Poales; Poaceae
Product: dihydrolipoyl dehydrogenase 1, chloroplastic
Molecular function (GO): dihydrolipoyl dehydrogenase (NADH) activity; flavin adenine dinucleotide binding
Source: RefSeq, a predicted model, not a curated record